Messenger RNA from Anopheles funestus (African malaria mosquito), 2568 nucleotides. RefSeq lists its product as uncharacterized. Lineage: Eukaryota; Metazoa; Arthropoda; Insecta; Diptera; Culicidae. The coding region runs from base 1064 to 1702 and encodes 212 amino acids. The transcript has 5 exons. The record is from RefSeq and is a predicted model, not a curated record.
AAAUAAUGACGGUGUAGGCCACACCGCCCCACAAUACUCUAAAUGCAAACCAAUCGUGUUUAUCCACAGGUUCCCCAAAAUAGUUACGCACAUAACUCAGUCAGUCGGUCGAUCGUGCGGUUGUGUGCUUGUCCCUUCUCGCCCUACUGUUGGUGUUCCGGUCCCUCCGGUCAGGUACCGAAAUCAAAACCGCACCACGUCCUAAAUGCACCCGUGCAUUCCUUCAACGCCUGCCUAAAAGUGCAAUAAUCGGUAAAACACUCCCCCCGUGUGGAAGAAAAGUAUGGCAGAAAAGUAGCAAAGUGUGCUGUGUGUGCUUUAUUUCGAAGCGACAAUCGAUCCCAACCCGUAUCGUGCCGCCUUGUUGUGUGAUGAGCUGUCUUACACACUUCAGCGCGUUCUCUUCUAUCGCUGGCAUGUACGUCGAAGUGCUUUCAUCCGGAUUUUGCGCACCGUGUCCGUAAGCGAUCAUCAUCGCAUCUCGCAUCGCAAGGAGAGAUCAACACUUGGAUCGCGCGUCACUAACGGAAAUAAAACGUUCAUUGUUGGGAGGAUCUUCUCCUCGUGUCUCGUGUGUUGCUGCAAGUGUGCGGUUGCGUUCGCUUUCCACGGCAUUCGGCGUAGUGUGCGUUUCGCGUUUCGAAACAGAUUGUACCGACAGCAUACCGCAGCAAACGAAAGAAGAAAGAAGAAAAAAACGGGAAAAAUCUAAGGGCGCGCACACAAAACACCGCGUUUCGUGUUAAAGUGCUUCCGUCAGGUUUGAAAACGAUCGCAAGAGUUCGUCGCGUAUUGCGCCAUCACUGAUGGGUCCGUGUUUAGCAUUGCUGCAGACCAAACCAAGCAAGUAGAAGAGGGCUACAAGGUGGGCGAUUUAUGUGAAGUGAAGUGAAGGAAAAAAAACGGGGUUUUAAACAAAACAGUGUUGCGUUUGCAGAACCACCCUACUGAUCGGGCCCAUUAUAACCUCGUUUGUGAGGUUACAAAUUCCAAACACAACAACAACACCCCUCUACAGCCCUUCCACCGCUUCCCUCGCUCACACACACACACACGUCCGAAAAUGCUUGAAUCGAUGAUCAUGAACCGAAUCUUUCGGUACUUCAUGAAGUUCCACGGGUACUUCAUCGCGUUCUGCACGAUCUUCUUCACCUCCGUCAUCAUUGUGAGCUCGUUUAUGGGCCGGGACGUACACGACGAACCCCUGUUUGUGGAGGAAGAGUUUGAACCGGUGCUAAAGUUUCCCGUACUGAUACAGCUCGAAUCGGUCCUCUGGUUGACGGCAUCCGUGAUGUUGGUGGCCGGACUGUACAAGGAGAGCAAGAAUUACAUCACGCCCUUUCUGGCACUCUUCAUUGCGGACGGUGUGGUGGUGAUCGUGCAGGAAACGGUCAAUCUAUGCACCGGACGAAUGUCGGAGUUAGCGACGAUCGAUACGCGCCAGCUAGUGGUGAUGAUAUUGGCAAACGUGUACGUGCUGGUCAGCUUAAUCGUGCUAUAUCGGAUGUUUGGUAAGGAGCCGCUGCCAACCACCCAGAACAAUUUCGUCCGCUUCGACAACGAGCAGGACGUGGAGUCGGGCCCGGGAAUUGUCCCGGCAACGGCAAUUCCCACAGCGCCACCCGUCUCAGCCAAUGUCAACGGUGCGUUGAACUCGGCGCCCGGUUUCGCGAGUAACGGUGUCACGCAGCACGCGACCUAGGGAGUGACUCAUACACCCGGGGGAAAGUGAAGCUCCGAGCGCACCUUAUGGCAAUAUACACAUACCAACUUCGGUGCGAACAUUAAAAUGCUAGUGAAAGUGAUGUACAUAUUCGUUUUAUAAGUGUCAGUUUGGAAUGUUGUCGCGCCCGUCAUAGUGAUCAAUUGGCCAGAGAUUGUGGAGUGUGACAUUGUUUUGGAACGCUUUCGGAAGGGAACGCUGAAGAACAAGGAUGAGAGGAUGAAGCGAAGUAACAACAAAAAAGUAACCUCCCUCCUGAUGAGAUACCGCAAAUUCCACGCAUUCUGUUGUAUUAAUACCAACCAUUAAGCUCGAUGCUGGAUAUGAGGAGGAUGGUGUAAUGCCCCUUUCACAUUACCAAACGAACGUGAACGAGGUGAUCCGUACAACUGCAGCUAAAUGAACAUCGUCACUAAAGGAAACUGAUCUACUGACCGCAAACACACACAUACGAGCUUGCAGAAAGUAACUCACGUGCUUUACCGCAAUUGAUCAAUUAGGGUAAACUUGCAUGAGAGCUCCACCGCAACAAACCACAGAUCAUCGAACGGGAAGCUGUGUGCGUGUGCGUGUCCAACGUGAUCAUGGUUCGUUUGUAAUGUAAUCUUCUGGGAAAUGAUCCUCAAAAGACGCGGAAUCUCAUCGUAUCUGUCUGUGUGUGCUGUCACCCAGCGAGCAGGGCUUGUUUGUGUAUUGUUGAUGGGACAUUUAAUAGACUAAAAGUCAAAACGGUUUGACAGUGAUCUGACACGGAGAUCCUCUCAGUGAGAAUGAUGAUGCACAGCUCAGCUUAGUUGACCUUACAAAUAUCUAUAAAUGAACCGGCCACCGUUGUUUUAGCGAUA